UUUCUAGUCUUGUCAGUAUGUCGUAAGAAACUUGGAGUCAGUCGCCAGAGAGCAUAGCAAGCGGGCGCUUCGCGUUUGAAUAGCUUGAUUUUGUUCAAUCGAUUCAAUGUAUUUUUGUUCUGUGAUUCGUGUAUUAAUUCCUGUGUCCUACAAUUCUCGAAAAAAUGAUCGGGGAGUAGUUGGCUGCGAAAAAUUUCUGUGUUCACUAUUUUUAAAAACCUAACCUCCCCCAAAGUUGUUGCUGGAUAUUGUGAAGUUAUCCAUUGUCAAAAGUGUCAAAAAAAAUCUUUCGAACUGGAUUUUUUUAUCAGUUGAUAUUAAUUGAAGAGUAACUUGAGUGAAUUUGUGAUUAUUGAAAAUGUCGAGGUUCACUAGAACCAGUGAUGGUCUCCUCAAGAUCGAAGAAUGUGAUAUGGUUAAAUUGGUCCACAAAAAGCCCAUAGUGGAGGUGUAUGAUGUCGAAAAGAUACCACUCGGAAGAGGAAAAUACGCCACAGUAUGCAGGGCCGUACACAAAACGACGGGCGUUCAAUACGCCGCGAAAUUCGUGAAGAAGCGACGAAGAAAUCUGGACCAAAUGAAGGAAAUAAUACACGAAAUAGCGGUUCUGGAAGAAUGCGCUUCUAGCGACCGAGUUAUCCGUCUACACGAGGUGUACGAGUCAACGACCGAGAUGGUCCUGGUGUUAGAACUGGCCGCUGGCGGCGAGCUGCAGCACAUCCUAGACGGCGAUAACUGCUUCGAGGAGGUGGAGGCCAGGAAGGUGAUGCGUCAGAUCUUGGAGGGCGUAGCCUACCUCCACAGCCGCAACAUAGCACAUCUCGACCUCAAACCGCAGAACAUAUUGCUGGCGACCGAGGACUCCUGCGACGACAUCAAACUCUGUGAUUUCGGCAUAUCAAAGGUGCUAGAGCCUGGCGUCAAAGUACGGGAAAUAUUAGGUACUUUAGACUACGUAGCGCCAGAAGUACUUAGUUAUGAACCAAUCAGUCUGGCAACCGACAUUUGGUCAAUAGGAGUGCUCACCUACGUUCUUUUGUCAGGAUUCAGCCCCUUUGGUGCCGACAACAAACAACAGACCCUCCUCAACAUAUCCCAGUGUGCCUUAACGUUUGAGCCAGAACACUUUUCUGACGUUUCUAGUGCCGCCAUAGAUUUUAUUAAAAGUGGACUGAUACUAGACCCCAGAAAACGACCGACGAUCCAAGAGUUGCUCGAUCAUCCUUGGAUAUCCCUCAAAUCGAACAUCUCCUCCCUGAUAGUGAAAUCGACGUCCGAAAGUAUUCAAGUGACCCCCCGCUCGACCCCGAUCAGCCAACGAAAGAGCCUGAGCCACGUGAACGUGUCAGCGCCCAACACAACGCCCAUAAGCCAACGGAAAACCUACCUCCAAACAUCGGACAAUCUGAACGGACCGUUCGAGGGCUCGCCGAGGAGUGCCUACCAAGUUCCCAACAACUGCCUGUGCUCCCAAUGCGGCACCACAUGCAGACACCUAACCCACACACCACACGUAUCGAAAACUGCCAUCACGGUUGAUCGGGGAAUUUUGUGCUAGCUCAAACAGGGAGAGCACACUUUUUGAUAGUAUCCUUGGCCUGAGGAAGAAUUGGAUAAGUUUUUUUCCAAGCUCAGUUUAUGGAAGCACAUGAAAUGUAGGUUUGUAAUAUUUGUGCCUUUUGAUGUACAAUCUCUUUAUGAAAUCGAAACAUCUAUUUAUAAUAUUAGUCGUAAUACAUGUAUGUAAUUAUCUUUAUUUAUGAAAAUUCGUGAUAUACAAAAUGGAGAACAUUUCAGUCCUUAAUUAACUGUGGAAUUCUUAUUUUCAAUGUAAGUGUACUUUUAGAAUGAUAUUUGAAUUGUGUCCAACAAGUAAAGUAUUUUAAAUUACUUUUCGUUAUCGUUUACUUAUAUGAUGAAUCAUAAUUUUCAUCUAUUGUGUGACAAUCAGAAAAUCAGUGACAAAAAUAGCACUAUAGUUCCUUCAUCGAGUCAAAUACCACUGUAAUAGGCUGCCACCGAUUCGAGUAGGACCAUUUGGUGAUAAUUACAUAAGCGAGAUAUGAUAAAAGAGUAAUUUAUAGUCGUUAUCAUGGUAUCUUAGUAAAAUCAAGAGUUAUUUUUGACUUUCAUUAUUCAAAAUGAAUCUAAUGACAUCAGAAUUUACAAAUAAUGAAUUGGAUAACAGAAAAAAAAUUAUAGAAGUUUCAAAAGGAACAUAGUUUUACAAUUCCAAUUGACCUUGUACGUGGCUAAUUAAUUCCCCUUUCAUUUCAGCAUAUUCCUCAAAUAAUGAGCUUGUUAAAAUGUUAUAUUGUCAGUUGCAUGUUUGUAAAAAUAAUUUAUGAAAAAAUAAUGGUGAAUAUUCUUCAAUAUUUCCUCUGACCAAUUUUACUGCAUCUGUUAUGUUCUUAAGCAUUUGAGAGAACUUCAUUACUCUGUUUAGUACCUUAUGAUUCCAAAAUCUCAAAUGUCGAACAUUUUGGGUAAUUGUAAAAUAAAUAGUUUUAUGAAGUAUUUUGGUAAUUUAUGUUUUUUGCUUUAAUGUUUCGGUUAGUGAGUUAAAAUAAAGUAUUCUAUUUUGUUGUGAA
This is a messenger RNA of Coccinella septempunctata (seven-spotted ladybird), 2591 nucleotides long. It is a transcript of the gene Drak, whose product is annotated as death-associated protein kinase related. Gene Ontology annotation, biological process: intracellular signal transduction; protein phosphorylation; positive regulation of apoptotic process. Lineage: Eukaryota; Metazoa; Arthropoda; Insecta; Coleoptera; Coccinellidae. Bases 359 to 1558 code for a protein of 399 amino acids. Gene Ontology annotation, cellular component: nucleus. The transcript has 5 exons. The record is from RefSeq and is a predicted model, not a curated record. Gene Ontology annotation, molecular function: ATP binding; protein serine/threonine kinase activity.